This is a messenger RNA of Daphnia pulicaria, 5086 nucleotides long. It is a transcript of the gene msn, whose product is annotated as serine/threonine-protein kinase mig-15-like. The record is from RefSeq and is a predicted model, not a curated record. Bases 611 to 4717 code for a protein of 1368 amino acids. Gene Ontology annotation, biological process: protein phosphorylation. NCBI's taxonomy places the organism in Eukaryota, Metazoa, Arthropoda, Branchiopoda, Diplostraca, Daphniidae. Gene Ontology annotation, molecular function: MAP kinase kinase kinase kinase activity; ATP binding. The transcript has 21 exons.
GCUAGGCGUCAUCCGGAAAAAACAUGGCCGCUGUGUUGGGAGGUGUGUGUUACAUUACCCAACAUACAGUACGUUAGUCGGAUCGUGGAAAAAGACUAGGCUUGAUGGUGCGGAUGAUUAAGCCGAUCGCGGGGGUGGACGAGAUGAACGCGUUCGACAUUCUUCGUCCGUGUUAUUAAAUUGAGAAGAAGAGUUACAAUCGUCUCGUUGCAGCAAGAGCAGGAAGGCAGAAGACAAAACUCUCGUUUCCAGUUGUGUGUGUCUUGAGGAACGGGGGCGGAUGUUUUGUGGAGCUUUUCACAAGACUUCACGUCAUUUGGGUCUUCCCCCCCUCUUUUGUACGUGUUUUGUGUAUGUCUCGUGUGUUGUCAAGAAAGGCUGCUGUGUGAGGGUGCCAAGUUGAAACAGUGGCUCUGACUCAGUUUCUCCAUUUUUGUGUGAAUCAUUAAGUGCUGCUGCAUCAGAUAUUCCCCUGCCCUUCCCAUUCAUCGUGGACCAAAUCCUCAACAUUGGCUCUGGGACUCGGGGAGUGUCACUGUCCAGAAGACUUGCUCAGUUGGGGGUAGCAUUUUGUUACGGGGAGUAAGUCUGCACAUCUCACUGAGCAACAAUGGCCCACGGUUCCCCCAAUGUCAACUGUUCGCUGGACGAAAUAGAUCUUAAUGCUCUCAAGGAUCCAGCUGGCAUCUUUGAGCUGAUUGAAGUUGUUGGAAAUGGAACCUACGGUCAAGUGUACAAGGGGCGCCACACCAAGACGGGUCAACUGGCCGCCAUCAAAGUCAUGGACGUUACCGAGGACGAGGAGGAGGAAAUCAAAUUGGAGAUCAACGUCCUGAAAAAGUUUUCACACCACCGCAACAUCGCCACCUAUUUCGGCGCCUUUAUUAAAAAGAGUCCACCCGGCAAAGACGAUCAGCUCUGGCUGGUGAUGGAAUACUGCGGUGCCGGAUCAGUAACGGACCUGGUCAAAUCCACCAAGGGACAGAGCCUCAAGGAGGAAUGGAUCGCCUACAUCUGCCGCGAGAUCCUGCGCGGAUUGGCUCAUUUGCACGCCAACAAGGUCAUCCAUCGUGACAUCAAGGGUCAGAACGUUUUGUUGACGGACAAUGCCGAAGUCAAAUUAGUUGAUUUCGGUGUGAGUGCCCAGCUGGACAGGACGAUCGGUCGCCGCAACACGUUCAUCGGCACGCCGUACUGGAUGGCCCCCGAGGUGAUUGCCUGCGAGCACAACUCUGAGGCGACUUACGACAAUCGCAGCGAUUUGUGGAGUCUGGGCAUCACGGCCCUGGAGAUGGCCGAGAGUCAGCCGCCGCUUUGCGACAUGCACCCCAUGAGGGCCCUUUUCCUGAUCCCACGCAAUCCGCCGCCCCGUCUCAAGUCGAAGAAAUGGGCCAAAAAGUUCCAGAACUUCAUCGAGACGGUUCUGGUCAAGGACUACCACCAGCGCCCGUACACUGAGCAUCUGCUCAAGCAUCCGUUCAUCCGCGACCAGCCGACCGAACGCCAAGUCCGCAUCCAGCUCAAGGACCACAUUGACCGGUGCAAGAAACACAAGCAACAGAAAGAACGGGAAGAUUACCGAUAUAGCGGCUCGGAGAAUGAGGAAGAGGAGCACCCAGUGGCCGGCGAACCUUCUUCAAUCAUCAACCAAGUCCAGGGCGGCGAUACCCUGCGACGCAAUUUCCAGCAGAUUCAACAGGAAGGAAAGACGCUGACGAGUCCGAGCCCCAAGGAUCCCCGCGAAGCUCGCGAGCGUGAGAGGGAACGUGAGCGCGUGGAAAGGGAGCGAGAACGCGAGAGGGAGAGGGAGCGUGAUCGCGAGCGAGAGAGGGAACGUGAGCGUGAAAGGGAGAGAGAGAACCGCGAGAGGGAGAACCGCAAUCGGGGAGGCGCAGGUGCCGCAGGCAAAGAGAGCAAACGCGAUAAGGACGAAUUCGUCGAUCCCGGGCCGCCGGCCAGACCUCCGCUUCCGCAGCGACUCAUUGUCGUUCCAGAUCCUCCGCCACCGUCACGACCACUCCCUCUACCUCCCAAAGAGGAGCGCAAACAAGCUACUCCUCCCAUUUCUUCCCAGCAACAGCACCAUCAUCGUCAGGGUCACCAUGGCCAGCAACCUCCGCAACAGCCGCCAAGGAAUUCGCAGCUAUUCAAACAAGCCCAGGCUCGCAAACCUGAGGAACUGGACGUGUUGGCUGCUCAUUUGAAUGAACUCGGAUUGGGUGGCUCAUCGUCUGCCGCUGGAUCGUCUUCUUCCGGUGCUCCGUCUCAUCCUCCUUAUCCAGUUGCUCCUAGCCGAUCCAAUGGCAAUAAAGCGGCCCUGCCCGAACCGGCCUCCCAGUUCGCCGCUGCGGCCGCGGCUCGUGAAGCUGCGCGUGAAGCGUCGCGUGAAGCCGCUCGUGAGGCAGCGCGGGGAGCUGCCCGCGAAGCUGCUGCCGCCCGUGAAGCUUCCGCCGCCGCUGCGGCGGCGGCUGCAGCAGCAGCAGCUGCCCAGCAUAGCGAUUCCGACAAUGAAGAAGAACCCGCUGUGCGUGGAACACGAAAUGAUGGGACCCUUCUUGCCAGCGAUCCACCAAAACCUCUGCCCAGUGAGCCCAGCGUUGCCGCCAUCAAAGAAGGGACGCCAAUGGGAGCCGGAGCACCUAAUCGGCCCCUACCGCCGACACCGGAUGAGGAUGCCAAUGAGCGGACGUUGAUGAAACGGAUGCUGAAUGACUGGGACUUUGCCCAGUUUUUUACCAACUGGAAUGCCACGGCGCCGGUAGUGGUCGCAGGGACGCGGAGCAGCGAGGAGCCCACGGAAGAGAAGAGUAGCAGCUCGAGUGGAAGCAGUUCCGGGCGUGGCGGGGUGUCGACGCCCCCGCGGAUGCAUCGGCGCAACGAAUCGGAUUCAGCCCUGGCCAGCGUCAUUAAAGCCCAGUCGAAUGUGGCCGAUCCUUUGUUCAGUUCCCGGAUGCCCUGGGCGGGUAAUCGGCACCGGAGUGUCAGGGAGCCAACGCUGAGCAAUGACGAAUCCGUCAGUCUGACGGAAUUCAGUCGCAAAGCCUCUCAGCUGGAAUUGCGGAGCAAAGCGGGUGGCGGCGGCGGCGGCACUCUGACGUCCGAAUUUGCUCCGCCGCGGAGGGAGAAGACGGAUAUCCUCGACCUUCGCCGGCUCGAGCUCAAAAAGGAGCUGGAAGAGCGGAGGCGAGCUAAUGGCGUCGAGAACACAGGCCGCCACAGCCAGUCAGAAGUCAGAGGAUCGGCCGUGAUAUCAUCAUCAACUCGCCCGUCUCGACCUCCCCUCUUGAAAUCCACUUCCGAACCUUGCGCCCCCCUCGCUCUCUUCAGGGACCACCAACAGAACCGAGACGAGCGGCACUCUGAUGCCCACCGAAUGGACCCGUCAUCUUCGUCGGGGCAGCACCACAUGGGCACGCCCGGAUCUCGUUCCAGCACCGUUUUGCCCGACCUGCUCUCCCAGGCUUCGACCCCUAGCGGCCAGCGGCUAGACAAGUCUUCCAGCGAGGAGCAGUACCGUCAAGCGUUGAAUAAAUCCACCCCACUUCAUCUCCAGCAGAAGCAGCGUUCGUUUUUGACGUUCGGCUUCGGGGCCAGUGGUGGUAGUAGCGCCGGCGGAUCGACUGGCACCGAAAGGUCUUCUCUGGCCGUCGGAGGAGGAGUUCCUCCGCGCAGGGAAUCCAACAUCAACGUCAAUGUCACGCCAACGUCUCACGACGCCGUGCCCGACACGCCCGAAAUCCGAAAGUACAAGAAGCGAUUCAACUCUGAAGUCCUUUGCGCUUCGCUUUGGGGAGUCAAUUUGCUGAUUGGAACAGAGAACGGGUUGAUGUUGCUGGACAGGAGCGGCCAAGGCAAAGUCUACCAGUUGAUAUCUCGUCGGCGAUUCCAGCAGAUGGAAGUGCUCGAAGGUCAGAACAUCCUGGUGACGGUGUCUGGCAAGAAGAACCGAGUCCGCGUUUACUACCUCUCGUGGCUCAAGUCCAAGAUUUUGCGCACCGAGGGCGUUGGCGACCAGAACAUUGAGAAACGCAACGGCUGGAUCAAUGUCGGCGACCUCCAGGGCUCUGUCCACUUCAAGAUUGUCAAAUAUGAAAAGAUCAAAUUCCUCGUCAUUGCUCUGCGUGACAGCAUCGAGAUCUACGCCUGGGCGCCACGCCCUUAUCACAAAUUUAUGGCUUUCAAAUCUUUUGGAGAUUUGGCGCAUCGUCCUCUCCUAGUCGAUUUGACUAUCGAAGAAGGAACUCGCCUCAAAGUCAUUUAUGGAUCGGCCGAAGGAUUUCACGCCAUCGACCUCGAUCAAAGCGCAGUCUACGACGUCUACAUCCCAAAACACAUUCAAAACGCAAUCACUCCUCACACGAUCGUGACGCUGCCCAACUCUAACGGCAUGCAAAUGCUUUUGUGCUACGACAAUGAAGGUGUCUACGUCAACACGUCGGGCAAGAUGCUCAAGAACGUGGUGCUGCAAUGGGGCGAGAUGCCGACCAGCGUGGCCUUCAUCGGUAUCGGUGAGAUUAUGGGCUGGGGCAACAAGGCCAUUGAGAUUCGCAAUGUGGAAACUGGACAUUUGGACGGUGUGUUUAUGCACAAGAAAGCCCAAAGGCUAAAAUUCCUCUGCGAACGUAACGACAAGGUGUUUUUCUCGUCGGCCAAAGGAGGCUCGACGUGGCAGAUCUAUUUCAUGGUUCUCAACAAGCCCGGAAUGGCGAAUUGGUAAACUUACUACAGAGUGACGGGGGAGAUUAUACAGCAAACGAAGACGUAAGCAAUCCUGGAAGAAACUACAGCAGAUAAUACAGCCGUGAAUAAUAGUUAGAAAGUAGUACCCAACAAGCUCAACGUUGUAAGGCAAACAAAAAAAAAACAAAAAAUGAAGAAAAUACCAAAACAGGGCACAUCCACACACACAUAAUUUUUUUGCUGUACUUGCGCCACAUUCGACGGAAUUGACUCAUCACGGGCCGUAAGAACAAUUAACAAAAAAAAUGUUCAUACAGUAAAAAAAAAAAAAAUACUAAAAGUAAAAAGGCGGAAAAGUCGUUUCUCAUCACGCAGACUUCACUUGCCUUUUUUGGGGGGAAACAAA